Molecule: messenger RNA, 2862 nt
Organism: Trypanosoma cruzi
Lineage: Eukaryota; Euglenozoa; Kinetoplastea; Trypanosomatida; Trypanosomatidae
Product: helicase-like protein, putative
Exons: 1
Coding region: 1-2862 (953 amino acids)
Biological process (GO): nucleotide-excision repair; transcription initiation at RNA polymerase II promoter
Cellular component (GO): transcription preinitiation complex; nucleotide-excision repair factor 3 complex; transcription factor TFIIH holo complex
Molecular function (GO): ATP binding; hydrolase activity; DNA binding
Source: RefSeq, a predicted model, not a curated record
AUGAGGAAAAUACAUAUUUAUGAUGAUCUUUUUUUUUUUUUUCCUUUGCAUUUGUUGAAUCUGGGACGAACAACAAAAACGACAAAACAGCAAAGACAUCAAAUGGCUAAUCGGACCAGGCUUUUCAAUUGUGCAUAUGGUUUCUAUAUUGCCAUGCAUCCGUGGCUUAAGGGGUCGGGAUAUGUAAAGGUGGGCUACACAGCAAACCUCUCUCGCCGACUUGAAAUGGCUUCGUUCACGACGUGUUUUACCCCUGAGUGGUCUUAUUUUGCUGUUUUUGAGUUGGAGAGUAUCAAGGAGGCUUUUCUUCUGGAGCAGGCGGUGCUGUUUCUUUUUAAAGAUAGACGUGUUUCUAACCGUGAAUUGAUCCAAGGGAGUGCUAAGGAAGUCUUGGAAGGAGCACGGCGUGUUUGUCUUGCAUUGAACCUCAACGCAUUGGUGAACAUGCAGCCCAACUACAGCUCGACCGAGAGUCCUGUUCGUGGCAGGAGUGGAAGAGAGUUGUUUCCUGAUAACGUCUCCUCGACACAUAAUGCAUUGAGGCCAAACACCCUCGGGAGGUACAUGGAAGCACUAGAGAAACUUUAUGACUCUGUGCGAAAACCUGCAUUAUGCGACAAGAUAACUGUAGACAGGGGUGAGAAAUUUGCUGAAAACGAGGAAGAGGAGGAAUACGACCUUGAUGUUUUGGAGACAUACAAAGAGGAGUCUUUCUCUUUAACCAAACUUCGCCCAUACCAGCAAGAAGCUGUGACGCGAUGUCGUGAGGAGCUUGAGAGUCAUGGCGCUACCAUCUGCCAAAUGGCCUGCAGAUGUGGGAAGACUCCUGUUGCGUUUAAAAUUAUAGAGUAUUAUUUAAAGAAUAAACGAGAUACAAGGGUACUUUACCUUGUACCAGGUUUAACGCUACUCCGACAAACGGUAAGAAAAUUGUACAGUUACGGUUUAAGGGAAAUUAAGUAUCUUCUUAUUGGAUCUUACCCUACCUCUGUAUCGCUUGGCGAUGGAAAUUCUCUCAUGAUGACUACUGAUGAAGGGGUAAUUGAAAAUGUAUUCAAGGGUUCUUCAUCACAGAUGGUCGUCAUUAGCACAUAUCAGUCAUCACAUAUCGUCUCAAAACUCUCGGUGUUUGACUUAACAGUCUUCGAUGAAUGCCAUCGUGUUUGUGGAAGUGCCUCAAUAACUAAUUUUAACAGCGUUCUUUUUCAACCACGUUCCGGAAACCGAUUGUUUCUUACCGCGACUCCUGCCUACGAUACACCAAUAAAGAUGGAUAACACACAUCUUUUUGGUGGAAUAGCAUACCGCUAUUAUCUCAGAGAAGGAAUCGAUGCAGGUUACGUGAACGCGUUUUCAUUAAGAAUUGUUUUGGGAGAAGAAAUGGAUGACAUGAAUCCUUACUUUUAUGAAGCAAUGCGCAUUGUAGACAAAAUGAUAGUUUACUGCCGAAGUAUUGAGCAUGCUAUUCAACUAACGGAAAGUUUAAAAUGCCCUUUUCCUGAUGAUACCGUUCCAUUUAAUGUGAUGCUCGCGCAUUCCAGAAUGGGUUGCAGAGUCGUUACAGAUGUUCUGCGUGACUUUUCUGCCUCGAAGCGUUGUAUAUUGUUCAAUGUUCGCUUAUUUCAAGAGGGUGUAGAGAUACCUGAUCUUAACGCAGUUUUUUUUGCUGCACCAAGAUACAGUUCCCGUGAUAUUGUUCAGAGCAUUUGCCGGCCACUCAAUAAAAUGGAAAACAAACCAAAAUCCUAUGUGUUUUUGCCAGCUACCAUUGAUAAGAACCUACCAGAGACACAUCCUGUUAAUCUUCAGAAAUUCUCUACCCUGAUCCCUUUUACGGAUGCGUUAAUGGAUGAGGACCCCAUUCUGUUUGAAUACCUGAUUGAUCCUCAGAAGGUUUCCUAUGACAUUGACGUUGUUGGUCUGAGGUCUCUUAAACUUUCUUCUGAACGCUUGCGGAAGUUUGUUCUUCCUGCCAUACGACGGGGUGUUCGAUAUACCAAUCAGAACACUGAUCGGCUGCAUAGGGCUGCGCGCAUACCGUGGAAAUCUGCAUUUGGUGAACUGAGACGCAUUGUUUUGGAGUGUAACCGGUAUCCAAAAACGAACGAUGCUUGGGUGAUCGGGAAAAAAUCCGUUUCUAUGGCCUUAUUUUACCGGUAUGCACGAAAAGGGUAUCGUCAGUACAUGAAUCACGAGCCCUCUUACCUUAAGGUAUACCAGAUUCGGGAUUUGGAGUCACUCCCUCUAUGGCAAAGUUAUGGCAUGCAGGGGCCAUAUCCAUGGGAGGAGUGUCUCCGUACCCUUCGCAAUUAUCUAAGUAUGCAUGCCCAUGUACCUCCACUUGAUGUACACAAGGGAGGAUACAUUGGCUUGGACGCUACACCAUUUGAGCGUCUUAGUGGGGCUCUGAUGCAUAUCAAUCAGUGUGAUGCGCAUGACAAACUGCGUUUGGAUUUAUCGAAACAAAAGGAUCUAGAUGAUCUGUGUGGAGCGUAUGGUCUUAAAUGGCGAAAGCGGCGUGACGCAUCUGGGAAAGUGAUUCCUGGAGAGACAACUUUUAUUAACGAGUCCUACGAGAGGUUUAAAAAACUGUAUGGGUCUUGCCAUAGAAACCAGUUCCAGAAGUACAUAGAUCAGCAUUUUCCCGGAUAUCCGGAGAAACAUGAGCGUAUGGAGGAUCCACGGAACCUAAAAAAAGGUCGCGUUCCACCUCGACAUGUGUCGAGAGACGAGCGGAACAAAAUGCACUCAGCCGGACGGGUGAUGUGUAGAGUGUGCCGAAGGCACAUUGCCGUGAAGGCAUGGGAGAGACAUUUAAAGAGCCAUCCACAUCUGGCAAAAUUGCAGCAGGUAACACUGUGA